AUGUCGGAUCCAUCCACCUCGGCUGUUGGCGCUCACCAGCAGCAGAUCAGCACGGGUCCCGUUCGUCCAGAUAUGGUGGCAAGCGCCAUUACCUUCCUCUCGGAUCCCAAAGUGCAGUCGUCGUCCAUGUCGCAGAGGGUGAGCUUCCUCGAAUCGAAGGGUUUGCGCCCAAACGAGAUCGAUGAGGCUAUCCGUCAGGCCAACCAGUCUCAAGCUGGUGCAUCGGCUGGCUACGCUUCGUAUGCAGCUGGGCCACCUGCCCCAUACUAUGCCGGCGCACCUUAUGGAGCGUACCCCGGUGGCCCCGGUCAAGCUCAGCAGCAGGGUCGCGACUGGAGGGACUGGUUCAUCAUGGCGGUAGUAUCAGGAAGUAUCGGCUACGGCGUGAUUUCGCUGGCGAAGAAGUAUCUCAUGCCACAUCUGCAGCCACCUAACGCCAACGUCCUCGAGGCCGACUUGGACUCGCUGACGGCCAAGUACGACGAGGUGGCCAGCCAGCUGCAGGCGCUCGAUGCACAGACGCUUGCAGUCAAGCAAGGGCUCGACGAGCAGAAGGCGGAAGUGGAGAAGAGCAUCAAGGAGGUCGAAGAAUGCGUGCAGACCGUGCGCGAAAACGAGAAACGUCGGGAUGGAGAGCUUGACCGCAUCCGUGGUGACGUCGAGGGCAUCCGCAAGGAACUCGGCAGUCUGUUCGAAAAGUCAAAGCAGGCUCAGACCAACUCGCUGUCCGAGCUGCAGUCGGAGCUCAAGUCGCUCAAAUCGCUUCUUGUCUCGAGGGGAACCGUCGGCGGUCAAGGCGGAGCCAUGCAGGGUGCAGGAGCUGCAGUGCCGCCACGUCCCUACGGUGUAGGCUACGGCGCUGGCUCGUACGGCUCGCCCACCAUCGGCACGCCUACCGGCGAUGCUAGUCCACCUCACCUCCCUAAGCCGACGAUCCCGGCGUGGCAGCUCGCCGGAGCCGGCUCUGCUUCCAACGGUGCUUCCACUCCCACGUCAACGGCAGCCACCACCAAGGAGGCCGAGGCGAGCAAGCCCUCCGAGCCCAGUCUCGCUGAUCCCGCUGAGGAGAUGUCGAAGAGCGAAGGCAAGGGCAAGGAGGCAAGCGAAUGA
Molecule: messenger RNA, 1110 nt
Organism: Sporisorium graminicola
Lineage: Eukaryota; Fungi; Basidiomycota; Ustilaginomycetes; Ustilaginales; Ustilaginaceae
Exons: 1
Coding region: 1-1110 (369 amino acids)
Biological process (GO): protein import into peroxisome matrix, docking
Cellular component (GO): peroxisomal importomer complex; peroxisomal membrane
Molecular function (GO): signaling receptor binding
Source: RefSeq, a predicted model, not a curated record